Molecule: messenger RNA, 354 nt
Organism: Trypanosoma theileri
Lineage: Eukaryota; Euglenozoa; Kinetoplastea; Trypanosomatida; Trypanosomatidae
Product: ribosomal protein S20
Exons: 1
Coding region: 1-354 (117 amino acids)
Biological process (GO): translation
Cellular component (GO): ribosome; cytosolic small ribosomal subunit
Molecular function (GO): structural constituent of ribosome
Source: RefSeq, a predicted model, not a curated record
AUGGCUUACGUAAAGAAGGACCAGGCUCCCUCGCAGGAGACCCAGCGUGUCAUUGUGAAGAUGACGAGCCGCAACGCCAAGGCGGUGGAGAACGUCGUGGCGGAGCUCCUCACGCACGCACGCAACGAGAAGGUGGAGGUGCGCGGGCCGGUGCGUCUGCCCACGCGUACACUGAAGAUCACAACGCGUAAGACGCCUUGCGGUAACGGUACAAACACAUGGGAUACGUAUGAGAUGAAGAUCUACAAACGUCUCGUCGACCUCCGCGCGCCCACGGAGUUGGUGAAGAAGAUCACCUCCUUCCAGAUCGACGCCGGUGUGGAUGUCUGCAUUACCGUCCCCGACGACAAGUAA